AGUUGCUUUCUUGAAUACAGUAAAACAGUGUGCUACAUAAGAUUGUAAUUUGGUGAUGCUGGUCAUACUAACUUAAUUGGGGUAUCUUAAUAACUUGUACUUUGAUGCUAAAGUUCACGUACUUUUCAAAUGUAGCCAAUUCGAAGCGCAAUCGAAGUAAGGGAAAACGGUUUCCUUUUUCCUUCAUUUGAUGGCAAAUUUGCUUUUACUGUCAAUGCGUUGAACAAAAUUUCUGGUUACCAUUAUGAGCUUCCCCUUUCGUUUUGUGAACUUUGUGCUGCAGUUGCUAACGGCGGUCCUGGAGGUUGUGGCCCUGGGUCUGCUCAUCCGGAUCCUAUCCACGCACUGCGUCCUGGGCGAAGAGUACGGCAUAUCGGUGUGGAUGUACACCUUCAUCCUGCCCGCCAUCGCCUGUCAGAGCGUGGUGCUCGUCAUAUUCCGGCUGUGCUGCACCACCGUGGGCCUCGAUCCAAUUGCGAUGACGUUUAAUUUCGCCAGCGGCUUCCUGUGCCUAGGAAGCGCACUUACCCUCCUGGUGUCCAUGGUCGAUCACUGCGGCAACGAGUUCGCAUUCAUAUUCUAUAUGUCGAGCGCCUUUGGCGUAAUCGCUGGGGUCCUGCAUUUGCUGAAUGCCUGCGUGUGCAACGUUUACAUUCCCAGCGGCGAAUGGUCUUACAUGAAACCUUCGAAGAGAGCAAGGAAAAAUGAGCUGAAAAAUCCUAGACGCAGAAGCUAGUGAUGCUUACUGGAUGUUUGUCCAUAUCUUAAGGAUAUCAUUUAUUGGUUGUAUUACUGUUUUUUUUUUACUUAGCUAUCCAUCCAUAUUAAAUUUAUAGUUGUUUCUUAAAAUGUUGAAAUAUAAAGGGCAC
Molecule: messenger RNA, 869 nt
Organism: Drosophila sechellia
Lineage: Eukaryota; Metazoa; Arthropoda; Insecta; Diptera; Drosophilidae
Exons: 4
Coding region: 245-736 (163 amino acids)
Source: RefSeq, a predicted model, not a curated record